CUACCCCUUCGCCUUAUCAGAUGCGGAGCGGCCAGCGGGGAGGGAAGCGGCUCUCCCGCAGCCACGCGUGAAGAGCAGCGGCCGCUGCCCGCCGGCCGCUCCCGGCCGAUGCCCGCACAGACCUGCUGACACUGUGUAUUGAGGGGAGGAAGAUGCUGUGUCGAUACGAGAUACAGAGCUGUUUUCUCUUGGCUUUCCUAGCUGUCACACCUUUUUUCAUCAGUGAUGUCCAGGGUCAAGUGUCCCCACCAACAAGACUAAGAUAUAAUGUAGUGAGUCCUGACAGUGUACAGAUCUCUUGGAAAGCCCCCAAAGGGCAAUUCACUGGAUAUAAACUUCUUGUCACUCCAAGUUCAGGUGGAAAAACAAAUCAAUUAAUUCUUCAAAAUACUGCAACCAAAGCAAUUAUUCAAGGUCUCAUUCCAGAUCAAAAUUAUGCCCUUCAGAUCAUUGCAUUCAGUGAAGACAAGGAGAGUAAGCCAGCACAAGGCCAGUUCAGAAUUAAAGACAUAGAGAGAAGAAAAGACACAAGUAAAUCCAAGGUGAAGGAUCCAGAAAAAACAAAUGCGAGUAAACCAGCUCCAGAAGGAAGCCUGUUUACCUGUAAAACUCCAGCCAUUGCAGAUAUUGUGAUCCUAGUAGAUGGUUCUUGGAGUAUUGGCAGAUUCAAUUUCAGGCUCGUUCGACUGUUCCUGGAAAACCUGGUUUCUGCUUUCAAUGUGGGAUCUGAGAAAACAAGAGUAGGUCUUGCACAGUACAGUGGGGAUCCCCGAAUUGAGUGGCACUUGAAUGCCUACGGCACAAAGGAUGCUGUUUUGGAUGCGGUCCGUAACCUGCCGUACAAGGGAGGGAACACAUUGACAGGUCUUGCCUUAACUUACAUUUUGGAAAACAGCUUUAAGCCUGAAGCAGGUGCAAGACCUGGGGUAUCUAAAAUUGGGAUAUUGAUUACUGAUGGGAAGUCCCAAGAUGAUGUUAUCCCUCCUGCUAAAAACCUACGAGAUGCUGGCAUUGAGCUGUUUGCUAUUGGUGUAAAGAAUGCAGAUAUAAAUGAACUCAAAGAGAUUGCCUCUGAGCCUGACAGCACACAUGUCUACAACGUGGCUGACUUUAACUUCAUGCAUACCAUUGUGGAAGGUCUUACCAGAACAGUGUGCUCACGAGUAGAGGAGCAGGAAAAGGAAAUCAAAGGAACAAUUGCUUCUCUUGGGACUCCUUCGGAUUUGGUCACAUCGGAGGUGACAGCGAGAGGCUUCCGGGUCAGCUGGAGCCAUGCACCAGGCAAAGUGGAAAAGUACAGGGUGGUGUACUACCCCACUCGAGGAGGACAGCCAGAAGAGGUUGUGGUAGAUGGAAGUGAAUCAACAGCAGUUCUGAAAAACCUGAUGUCUUUGACUGAGUACCAGGUAGCUGUGUUUGCCAUCUACUCCAACGCUGCCAGUGAGGGCCUCCGUGGGACGGAAACCACACUUGCCUUGCCCAUGGCCUCGGACCUGCAGCUGUACGACGUGUCCCAGAGCAGCAUGAGGGUGAGGUGGAACGGGGUGCAGGGUGCCACAGGCUACAUGAUCCUCUACGCUCCCCUCACAGAAGGAUUGGCAGCAGAUGAGAAGGAGAUAAAAAUUGGGGAGACGUCAACAGAUCUUGAACUGGAUGGACUAUUGCCAAAUACAGAAUAUACAGUCACAGUUUAUGCCAUGUUUGGAGAAGAAGCUAGUGAUCCCCUCACAGGACAAGAAACUACAUUGCCUCUAAGUCCACCAGCAAACUUGAAAUUUUCUGAUGUUGGACACAAUAGUGCCAAGCUAUCCUGGGAUCCUGCUUCCAAAAACAUAAAUGGCUAUCGCAUCAUGUAUGUCAAAACAGACGGAACAGAAACCAAUGAGGUGGAAGUUGGUCGUGUUUCAACCCAUACUCUGAAAAGUUUGGCACCCCUUACAGAGUACACUGUUGCUCUUUUCUCCCAGUACGAUGAGGGACAAUCUGAACCACUUACUGGCAGCUUUACCACAAAAAGAGUUCCAGCUCCCCAGCAUUUGGAAAUUGAUGAAGUAUCAACAGAUAGCUUCAGGGUCAGCUGGAAGCCCACCUCAUCAGAUAUUGCUUUUUACAGAUUGGCAUGGAUUCCUUUGGAUGGAGGGGAGUCUGAGGAGGUGGUCAUAAAUGGAGAUGCAGACAGUCAUGUUAUAGAGGGUCUGUUGCCUGACACAGAAUAUGAAGUUUCUCUGCUGGCAGUUUUUGAUGACGAAAGUGAAAGCGAAGUUGUUGCCAUUCUUGGAGCUACAUCUGCAAGUGCUACCACAGUGCCCAGCAGGGUGACCACCACCAGCGCCCCGAGCCCUGAGCCCAGCACAGCAGUUUUUCGAACAGGAGUCAGAAACCUUGUUAUAGAUGAUGAAACAACCUCAAGCCUGAGGGUGACAUGGGACAUUUCUGACUACAGCGUUCAGCAGUUCAGAGUGACCUACCUCACUGCAGAAGGGGACCGUGCUGAGGAAGCAGUAAGAAUGGUGAUGGUGCCUGGCAGACAAAACACUCUUCUGCUUCACCCUCUGCUGUCUGAUACAGAAUACAAAAUUACUGUAACCCCUGUCUAUUCUGAUGGGGAGGGAGUCAGUGUCUCAGCUCCUGGCAAAACUUUGCCCCUGUCUGCUCCUAGGAACUUACGUGUCUCAGAUGAGUGGUACAACAGAUUACGUAUCAGCUGGGAUGCCCCACCUUCAACAACAAUGGGUUACAGAGUUGUCUACAAACCUGUCAACACUCCUGGUCCUGCACUGGAGACCUUUGUAGGGGAUGAUAUUAAUACUAUUCUCAUUCUAAAUCUCUUCAGUGGAACGGAGUACAGUGUUAAAGUAUUUGCUUCAUACUCAACAGGCUUCAGUGAUGCCCUAACAGGCGUGGCCAAAACCUUGCAUUUGGGUGUGACGAAUUUGGAUUCCUACCAAGUCCGCAUGACAAGUCUGUGUGCUCAGUGGCAGCUCCACAGACAUGCUACUGCUUACAGGCUUGUUAUAGAGUCACUGGAGGAUGGGAAAAAGCAAGAAGUAAAUCUUGGUGGAGGGACACCUAGGCAUUGUUUCUUUGAGCUGGUGCCUGGAACCAAAUAUAAAAUCAGUGUUCAUACACAGCUUCAGGAGCUGGAGGGUCCUGCUGUGAGCAUCGUGGAGACAACGUUGCCAUUUCCUACUCAACCACCAACAACACCUUCAACACCACCUCCACCACCUACAAUCCCACCUGCAAAAGAGGUGUGCAAAGCAGCCAAAGCUGAUCUGGCCUUCCUGGUGGAUGGGUCAUGGAGUAUUGGAGAUGACAAUUUCAAUAAGAUAAUUAACUUCCUUUAUAGCACUGUUGGAGCUUUGGAUAAGAUUGGUCCUGAGGGAACACAGGUGGCAAUAAUUCAGUUUAGCGAUGAUCCCAGGACAGAAUUUAAAUUGAAUGCAUACAAAACAAAAGAGACUCUUCUUGAAGCUAUUCAGCAAAUAGCCUACAAAGGAGGAAAUACAAAAACAGGCAAAGCCAUUAAGCAUGCACGAGAAGCCUUAUUUACAGGAGAGGCAGGCAUGAGAAGGGGCAUCCCAAAGGUUUUGGUUGUCAUCACUGAUGGGCGAUCACAGGAUGAUGUGAACAAAGUCUCCAGAGAAAUGCAACUAGAUGGUUUUACUUUUUUUGCUAUUGGAGUGGCUGAUGCUGACUAUUCAGAGUUAGUUAAUAUUGGCAGCAAGCCCAGUGAAAGACAUGUCUUCUUCGUGGAUGACUUUGAUGCCUUUACAAAGAUUGAAGAUGAGCUGAUCACUUUUGUUUGUGAAACUGCAUCAGCAACCUGCCCACUGGUAGUUAAAGAUGGCAAUAAUUUUGCAGGAUUUAAAAUGAUGGAAAUGUUUGGUUUGGUUGAAAAGGAGUUUUCAGCUGUGGAAGGGGUUUCCAUGGAACCUGGUACAUUUAAUGUUUUCCCAUGUUACAGAUUGCACAAGGAUGCUCUGGUUUCCCAGCCUACCAAGUAUUUGCAUCCUGAAGGUCUCCCUUCUGAUUACACCAUCACGUUUCUCUUUCGGAUACUGCCGGACACUCCGCAGGAGCCCUUUGCUCUGUGGGAGAUUUUAAACGAAGCAUAUGAACCACUGGUUGGAGUUAUUUUAGACAAUGGUGGAAAAACUCUGACUUUCUUUAACUAUGACUACAAAGGAGAUUUUCAAACUGUAACUUUUGAAGGUCCUGAAAUAAGGAAGAUAUUUUAUGGGAGUUUUCAUAAGUUGCAUGUUGUCAUCAGCAAGACCACGGCCAAGAUAAUUAUUGACUGCAAGGAAGUGGGUGAGAAGACCAUUAAUGCAGCAGGGAAUAUUAGUUCUGAUGGCAUAGAAGUGCUGGGGAGGAUGGUGAGAUCCAGGGGACCAAGAGACAAUUCUGCUCCGCUGCAGUUACAGAUGUUUGACAUCAUUUGUGCUACCUCAUGGGCCAAUCGAGACAAAUGCUGUGAACUUCCUGGCUUGAGAGAUGAGGAAAACUGCCCCGCCCUUCCUCAUGCUUGUUCCUGUUCAGAAGCCAAUAAGGGUCCCCUGGGACCUCCUGGACCACCGGGUGGUCCAGGUGUCAGAGGUGCCAAAGGUCAUCGUGGUGAUCCAGGUCCAAAGGGACCAGAUGGACCUCGAGGUGAAAUUGGUGUUCCUGGGCCACAGGGACCUCCCGGACCACAAGGACCCAGUGGACUUUCUAUUCAAGGACUUCCAGGGCCACCAGGUGAAAAGGGAGAGAAGGGAGAUCUUGGUUUUCCUGGCCUGCAGGGUGUCCCAGGAGCUUCAGGUUCGCCAGGAAGAGAUGGAGCUCAAGGUCAAAGGGGCUUUCCUGGCAAGGAUGGACCCACAGGCCCACAAGGACCUCCUGGCCCAAUGGGCAUACCUGGUGCUCCAGGUGUUCCAGGUGUUACUGGAAGUCAGGGGCCACAAGGUGAUGUUGGAGCUCCUGGUCCUCCUGGAGCUAAGGGGGAAAGGGGUGAAAGGGGUGAUCUCCAGUCCCAAGCAAUGGUCCGGGCUGUUGCUCGUCAAGUGUGUGAGCAGCUCAUCCAAGGUCAUAUGGCAAGAUAUAACUCGAUUCUGAACCAGAUUCCAAGCCAGUCUGUCUCAACACGAACCAUUGCUGGACCUCCUGGUGAGCCAGGUCGGCCAGGGGCUCCAGGGCCACAGGGUGAGCAAGGAUCCCCAGGCAUGCAAGGGUUUCCAGGAAGCCCUGGACAGCCAGGAAGACCAGGAGAAAGAGGUUUACCAGGUGAGAAAGGAGAGAAAGGCAAUCCAGGUGUUGGAACACAAGGACCCCGAGGUCCACCAGGAUCCACAGGACCUCCAGGAGAAAGUCGAACUGGCAGCCCGGGACCACCAGGAUCCCCAGGCCCACGAGGUCCUGCUGGUCACUCGGGGUCCCCGGGCUCACCGGGUCCUGCUGGGCCCCCAGGGUACUGUGACCCGUCCUCCUGCGCUGGCUACGGCAUGGGAGGUGGAUACGGUGAGCCAACUGAUCAAGACAUCCCAGUAGUGCAGUUGCCACAUAACUCCUACCAAAUCUAUGACCCUGACGACCUUUAUGAUGGUGAGCAACAGCCGUACGUAGUUCACGGGUCCUACCCCUUACCAUCCCCAUACUCCCAGUCCUAUCCAUCACCUCAUCUUGCUCAAGCAGAGUUUACUCCUGUUCAAGAGGAGAUGGAAGCCGCUGAGCUGAGAUCCCCGGGAAUCAGUCGCUUCGCCAGGAGGAUAGCCAAAAGGAGUGCCAAGACCCCAGUGCACACAAAGGCCAACGGAAAAAGCCCCCCUCAAUGAACUGUUUAAAAAAGGGAAACAUUUUAUGCACACCUGCGUUUGGCCUUUUGCCCCAGUGCCUCACCUGUCACUGAAGAUGUUUACAGGCUCUUAUGUUAAAGGAGAGAAAAGUGUACAUGGCCAGUUGACACAACAAAUAAUGGUAAUUAUCUUGCAUGUCAGAAGUUUAGUAUGUUAGUGGGUUGGUGCUAGCUGAUGAUGAAAGGUCACUUGUAGAUCUUUCUCUGGAGUACUGUUCACUCUUCAAACUGUAUCUGAGAAAUGCAUCUGGCUAGGUGGUGUACAUAGAACCAUUCAUGAAAGUUAAUGUUUUGUUAUCCAUUUUUUCCCAGCUCAGUACUUUCUCUUUGUUUUGGAUUAAUUGCUUUACUAGCAGAGUAACCUGACUAAAUCCACUGGAGAACAAAGCAUCAGGUGUCCUUGCACCCCAGUUAUUAUCCUUUUGUAAAGAUUUCUUACAUUACAGACCACUGUUUUCUUAACUCACCUAAAAUAAAUACACAAGAAUGUUCCGUGGGAGCACACUGAUAAUUUAUUGUGAACCUCUUUCAUUUCUGUUUUGUACGCAAAUAAAAGUGGCAAGCUUUUGUAUGGUAAUUCUGUAUUAAUUUGAUUUUUAACUCAAAACAAUUGCAUUAGAUCUUCAGGGGACAGAAUGUAAUGAGAAGGAAAUACAUUUCCUAUUUUCAACACUUUGGGGCAACAAUUUUAUUUUAAAGGCUGUAGUAUAAACAUUAUUUAGUCUUAUUUUUUAAAUUGUAUAUGGACAAAUGCAGAGAGUAACUGAGGUAGUUGUACCAACUCCAGAUGUGAGAUUCCUCAUGUCAACAUGCCCAAGUCAAAAGACUGGCAGGUGUAGUUGGGAUGGCAACUUGGGAUCAGCUAACGAGGAGAGGAAGGCAAAACACCAACCCAUCUUGAGCACAGAGCAAUUAAUCAUCUACAAACAAGGUAAGUUAAAAAGAGACUCAAUAAACAGCUUUGAAGAGCACUGGAGACUGAGCAAGAUUUAGCUCAAGAAUGGCCAUUUAAGUUGAAAGCAUAGGUCUGGAACACUUUUUCUUCAGCCCUUUACAGACAUGGAGAGGCUGUCCUGCACAUCUCAGGACCAUCCUCCUGCUCACCCCAAUUGGGAGGCGGUCUAGUAAUAUUCCACAGUAAAGAAAAGCCUGUCAGGUUUGGCCUCUGGCUACUGCCAGCAGCUCCCUUAGCUCACCAGGAAGAAGAUGAAUAGGUACCUUUAGUGUGUAAUCUCCAAUUAUCUCACCUAGAAUUCAGCUUCAUUAGUGGCACACGUGAUCUGCAAAUGUGACUAGCAGGCUCUGGCUGGGGGCUGGAUACCUUCCUAGGUUCUUUCUCUUUUCCAGUAACUCCUUUCACCUCUGACUCCACCGAUUUUCUUGGGGAAAGGCAAUAAAAGUUGAUAGAAUGUGAGUCGAUUGUCAUUUCAUUACCUGCACUUACAUUUAAAAUAGAAGGUAGAAAAGUAUAAUGUAGUUAUGGGCUUUAUUUUUUGGCAGCUUAACCCCACUUGACAGAACACUGAGGCCCCAAGUGAGCAUGGCUCUCUUGGCCACAAGCAGGUACCACAGCCUGGCACAUGCAACUGACACUCAGAGGUAUUAUUAAAACUAAAUACAAUAAUGCCUGGGGUCACAGGGUUAAUUUCCCUUCUGGCACUGGCUGUCAACACCCACAUUAAUUUACCCCAACUGCAAACUCUCUCUGCCCCUCCCUGGUCAGCCCACUCCCAUC
Molecule: messenger RNA, 7568 nt
Organism: Passer montanus (Eurasian tree sparrow)
Lineage: Eukaryota; Metazoa; Chordata; Aves; Passeriformes; Passeridae
Gene: COL14A1
Product: collagen type XIV alpha 1 chain
Exons: 49
Coding region: 153-5813 (1886 amino acids)
Cellular component (GO): interstitial matrix
Molecular function (GO): protein binding
Source: RefSeq, a predicted model, not a curated record